This is a messenger RNA of Eruca vesicaria subsp. sativa (arugula), 1111 nucleotides long. NCBI's taxonomy places the organism in Eukaryota, Viridiplantae, Streptophyta, Magnoliopsida, Brassicales, Brassicaceae. The record is from the annotation of a GenBank genome assembly.
UGAGGUUAGUUUUCAUAUAAAGAUCCUCUCUUUCUUUUGCGAAUUACCAAGACAAAGUUUUGAUUCUUUUUUUCUUUUUCUUUUGCAGUGAAUUAUGCUGAAGAAGAGAUCAAGAAGCAAACAAGCAUUAAUGGCGGAUACGAACCAGAAACAGAGUAAACCCACACCCAAAACGUUUCCACGCCUCUUCACAGCUUUCACCAGCUUCAAAAGCUUCACUGAAAACGACGCCGUCGCCAGCCCAACCUCAAUCCUCGACACCAAACUUUUCUCCCCUUUGAAAAACACUCUUGUACCCGAUAACCCGAAAACCCACGAACCCGAGACCCGACUCAAGCUCGAACCCACCAGAAUCGGACUCGCCAUCGUCCAAGAUGAAGACCCGGUACCCGGUUUAUUCUCCCGACCAAGAUCCGGAACUAUACUAUUCGGGUCCCAGCUCCGGAUCCGGGUCCCGGACUCUCCACGAUCCUCGUCGGAUUUUGGGACCAAAACGAAAACUUCUCCGGUUUCCCCUCCGCCGGAAGAGGUGAAGAAAGCGGGUAUCGGGUCGACCCGGAUCUUCACGGGCUAUUUCUCGACCAGCGAGAUGGAGCUGUCGGAGGACUACACGUGCGUCACGUGUCACGGGCCUAACCCGAGAACGAUCCAUAUUUUCGAUAACUGUAUCGUUGAGAGCCAACCCGGCGUCGUUUUCUUUCGAAGCUCCGACCCGGUUAACGAUUCUGAUUAUUUACCACCCGACAGUUUUCUCAGUAGCUGCUGUAACUGUAAGAAGAGUCUUGGGCCUCGUGAUGACAUUUUCAUGUAUAGGGGUGAUAGAGCCUUCUGUAGCAGCGAAUGCAGGUCUUUGGAGAUGAUGUUGGAGGAAAAUGACAUUUUAAUGAAAUAAGCUUAUUGAGAUUUUAAAAUGAUGUUAUGAUAAUGACUAAAAUAAAUAAGUAACUGUAGUAUGAGGAAAAUGAUAAUGUUAGAUAUAAAUUUUUGUUUAAUUGCUUUUUUUUUUCGCUCGGGGCAGAGUUGGUAUCUGUAUCUAUCAAUCAAUGUGUAUUAUUGUGUCUACAUGAUGCAUAAUCAUAUACAUAUUUUACUUAAUCGUUACUUUUUUUUU